AAACUUGAAAAAGUAGUAGCUAAAGUAGAAAAAGUGGUAUUUUGAGUAGCAAAACUAAAACUCCUUGUUGCUGGAGAUGCUCUUAAGAACGGUUUGUUUGCCUCUCCACCGGCCUCUCACGCUUCUUUCUCUUCUCUUCUUUGCUCUCCUGCAGAAGAGAGAGAGCCCUCCAUAGCCACUCCCUCUAUAAAUCGCUUAAAAAAGCCCAUAUUCUUCCCUCCUUGAUUCAGCGUAUCCCAUAGCUGAAUCUUCUUUCUCUUAGAUCGUAAUCGGACGGCGGAGAUUGUUUGUUUCUUUUUCUUCUUCUUCUUCGUGUUCUCGCUGAGCGAAAGAUCCGAGGUAUGCAGCAGGGUGAUAGCUUGAGACGUGGAGGCGGCCGCGGCGGCAGACUCCUUGGCCACUCCUCUUCGUUGUCUUCGGCUUCUUCAAAUUCUGUCCUGGCUUUCGGUUCUUUUUCCUUCGAUCUCCCUACCUUCUCUCUGAAGGGAGGACCUGCUCUUGCUCUAGUCAAGGCUGAGAUGCCAUGGUCAGCGAGAAAGGGUACUCUCUCUGAGAAGGACCGUGUAUUGAAGACUGUAAAGGGGAUUCUGAACAAGCUUACCUGUAAAAAUUUUGAUUUGCUUAAGGGUCAACUUAUUGACUCCGGCAUUACAUCGGCUGAUAUCUUGAAGGGGGUUAUAUCGCUAAUAUUUGAUAAGGCUGUGCUGGAACCAACAUUUUGUCAUUUGUAUGCUCUUCUGUGUUCUGAUGUUAAUGAAAAGCUUCCUCGGUUCCCAUCUAAUGAACCCGAUGGUAAAGAUAUUACUUUCAAGCGAGUCCUCUUGAAUAACUGCCAAGAGGCUUUUGAAGGUGCUGACAAAUUGAGAGAAGAAACAAGGCAGAUGACUGCGCCUGAGCAAGAGACGGAGCGUCGAGAUAAAGAAAGAUUGAUCAAGCUUCGCACUCUUGGAAAUAUCCGGUUAAUUGGAGAGCUCCUGAGGCAGAAGAUGGUGCCUGAAAAGAUUGUCCAUCACAUUGUUCAGGAGCUUCUAGGAGGGCCUGAUAGUAAGUCUUGUCCUAAGGAAGAAAAUGUUGAAGCCGUAUGCCAAUUUUUAAACAGUAUUGGUAAACAGCUUGAUGAGAGCCCAAAAUCACGGCUUAUAAAUGAUAUUUAUUUUUAUCGAUUGAAGGAUCUGAGCACAAACCCUCAACUGGCCACACGUGUAAGGUUCAUGCUUUGCAAUGUUCUUGAUUUGAGGUCAAACAAUUGGGUUCCUAGACGUGAAGAGGUGAAAGGCAAAACCAUCACUGAGAAACACUCAGAAGCAGAGAAAAAUCUUGGAAUGUGUCCAGGAACUCGGUAUAAAUUUGCAUCUGCCAUCGAGGGUGAUAAAGAGGAACUUCAGCAGUUAUAUAAUGCAUGCAUAGGAAUUCCUCAGCCACCACCUCAAUCUCAGAGUCGUUAUUCUGAGCCAGAUAAUCGUGACUGGCGUGGCCGGUCAGCAAAGUUUCGUACCUUUGGAGGUACCAAGGAGUUUGGUGGUUGUUUUGGUUCCAGACAGCAGGAAGACACUCAAUUUAACCGCCAAGACCUACUCAACUCCCAAUUUGCAAGGGCCCAAGGGGGAGGACCUGCUCCUGCUCUAGCCAAGGCUGAGAUGCCAUGGUCAGCGAGAAGGGGAACUCUCUCUGAGAAGGACCGUGUAUUGAAGACUGUAAAGGGGAUUCUGAACAAGCGUACCCUUAAAAAUUUUGAUCUGCUUAAGGGUCAACUUAUUGACUCUGGCAUUACAUCGGCUGAUAUCUUGAAGGGGGUUAUAGCGCUAAUAUUUGAUAAGGCUGUGCUGGAACCAACAUUUUGUCAUUUGUAUGCUCUUCUGUGUUCUGAUCUUAAUGAAAAGCUUCCUCCGUUCCCAUCUGAUGAACCCGAUGGUAAAGAUAUUACUUUCAAGCGAGUCCUCCUGAAUAACUGCCAAGAGGCUUUUGAAGGUGCUAACAAAUUGAGAGAAGAAGUAAGGCAGAUGACUGCGCCUGAGCAAGAGACGGAGCGUCGAGAUAAAGAAAGAUUGAUCAAGCUUCGCACUCUUGGAAAUAUCCGGUUAAUUGGAGAGCUCAUGAGGCAGAAGAUGUUUCCUGAAAUGAUUGUCCAUCACAUUGUUCAAGAGCUUCUAGGAGGGCCUGAUAGUAAGUCUUGUCCUGAUGAAGAAAAUGUUGAAGCUGUAUGCCUGUUUUUUAACACUAUUGGUAAACAGCUUGAUGAGAGCCCAAAAUCACGGCGUAUAAAUGAUAUUUAUUUUAGUCGAUUGAAGGAUCUGAGCAUAAACCCUCAACUGGCCCCACAUGUAAGGUUCAUGCUUCGCAAUGUUCUUGAUUUGAGGUCAAACAAUUGGGUUCCUAGACAUGAAGAGGUGAAAGCCAAAACCAUCACUGAGAUGCACUCAGAAGUCGAGAAAAAUCUUGGAUUGCGUCCAGGAACUUGGUAUAAACUUACAUCUGCCAUCGAGGGUGAUAAAGAGCAACUUCAACAAUCAUAUAAUGCGUGCAUAGGAAUUCCUCAGGUUAUGCCUCGUCCAGUGCCUUACAAUACCUUAACCUCAACUCCAGGAGCUGCACCUCAAACUGAUGCAGAAGCUGUUGAAUUGGCUAUGGCGUUAAAUGCCUCGAUUCAGUCUGCUGCAGCGGAUAGACCACUUCCUCCAAAUACUCACCAGAGCUCUGAACCAAUUAGCACAAAUGGUUGGGGAGUUUCUGCACGGACCAACGAUAAUGUUUCCCCUGUUGUUCCCACAAACAAUGACGUUUCUACACCCGUUUUGUCAGCUUCGGUUCCAUCUGCUCCACCUAUUCCUGAUGAAGUUUUGGACGAAGGGCCAAUCCACUACCCAUCCAUUGAUUUCAGCCCAGUGGAAUGGUCCAUUCCAGCCAGAGAGGAUGGAGGUUCUGUAACAAAUGAUGUGAAAGAUGAAGACAGUUCUUCCUCAUGUGUGAUAUGUUGGGAAGCUCCAAUAGAGGGAGCAUGCAUUCCCUGUGGUCAUAUGGCUGGUUGCAUGUCUUGUUUGAAUGAGAUCAAAGCCAAGAAAGGUGUUUGCCCUGUAUGCCGAGCCAAAAUAAAUCAGGUUGUAAGGCUUUAUGCUGUCUGAUAAGUGAACCAAUUACAAUGGAGCUGGGAUUUGUUCAAGAUUUUGCUAUAUUUAUCUUCAAAGUAAUUUUGAUUUAUGAGCUUGUGAAAUACAUGUAAUGGAUUUGUGGACAUAAUUGUACAGACUGCAACAAGGUGGUUGUUUCGUAUG
Corylus avellana is the source of this 3269-nucleotide messenger RNA. NCBI's taxonomy places the organism in Eukaryota, Viridiplantae, Streptophyta, Magnoliopsida, Fagales, Betulaceae. The record is from RefSeq and is a predicted model, not a curated record.